Messenger RNA from Salvelinus namaycush (lake trout), 2256 nucleotides. It is a transcript of the gene rad54b, whose product is annotated as RAD54 homolog B. The transcript is spliced from 11 exons. Bases 1 to 2187 code for a protein of 728 amino acids. Gene Ontology annotation, molecular function: ATP binding; DNA translocase activity; ATP-dependent chromatin remodeler activity. NCBI's taxonomy places the organism in Eukaryota, Metazoa, Chordata, Actinopteri, Salmoniformes, Salmonidae. The record is from RefSeq and is a predicted model, not a curated record. Gene Ontology annotation, cellular component: nucleus. Gene Ontology annotation, biological process: double-strand break repair via homologous recombination; reciprocal meiotic recombination.
AUGAUAGGAGCUAAACAGGUGGAGGUGAUGGGACUCAUAUCAGAGCUGGACUACAAUAAGGGCCGCUGUUUCCUUGACGUCCAUGUGGAGAAGGAGGAGCCUAAGAUAUCAGCUCCUCCCCCCUCACGACGCCCAGCUUCCAAACCGUUCUGCCGUCCGACGCUAUUGGGCGGAGAGACUGAUAGGGGAGUGGCCAAGCCUCAGGAGGAGGGGCCCUGUAAACCACGCCAUGACCCUCUAGCACCAGGAGCCAUUGUCAUGCCCCGGCCCUCAACCAAUCACCAGUGGGCGUAUAACAAGGCAGGCCUCCCACUGGUGGAUGUGGUGGUUGACCCCUACUUGACCGCUCACCUCCGACCCCACCAGCGAGACGGCCUGUUGUUCCUCUACGAGUGUGUCAUGGGGAUGAGGGCUACAUGUAGGUACGGUGCUAUCCUGGCAGAUGAGAUGGGUCUGGGUAAGACCCUCCAGAGCGUGGCUUUGACGUGGACGCUGCUAAAGCAGGGCCCAUACGGCGGGAAGCCGGUUGCUAAGCUUGUGCUGGUGGUUGCCCCCGGCAGCCUGGUGCAGAACUGGGGGGCGGAGUUUAAGAAGUGGCUUGGCCGUGAGAGGAUCAACGUCUACACUGUUAACCAGGACCACAGGGUGGAGCUGUUUGCAGCGUCUCCUCUCCACAGUGUAUUAGUGAUCAGCUAUGAGAUGCUGCUACGCUCUCUGGAAGUGGUACAGAAGCUGGAGUUUGAGCUGGUGAUCUGUGAUGAGGGUCACAGGUUGAAGAACAGCAGCAUCAAGACUUCCUCUGCCCUCAGUGGUCUCAGCUGUACACGCAGAGUUAUUCUGACAGGAACUCCUGUCCAGAAUGACCUGCAGGAGUUCUAUGCCAUCAUAGAGUUUGUGAACCCGGGCAUUCUGGGGUCGUCUGCUGCCUACAGGAAGGUGUACGAGGAGCCAAUCCUCCGCUCCCGACAGCCCAUCUGCACUGAGGAGGAGAGAGUUUUGGGGGAGGAGCGAGCAGCUGAGCUCUCUCGUCUGACUGGUCUGUUUAUUCUGAGGCGGACCCAAGAGAUCAUCAACCGCUACCUGCCACCUCGUCAUGAUUGGACAGUGUUCUGUAGCCCCUCCCCCUUGCAGCGGGAGCUGUACCAGGCUCUCCUCUCGCACCGUGUCAUCCGAGCCUGUCUACAGGGGUCGACACAGACUCACACACACCUCGCCUGCAUCACCGCCCUGAAAAAGCUCUGCAACCACCCAGGACUGCUCUACUCCACUGUACAGGAGCGUUCUGAUGGCGGCUCAGCAGAGGGUUCUCUGUAUGAAGGGCUAAGAGGUGUCUUUCCAGAGUCUUACUCUUCUGGGGGCUUCAGUACAGCUGAUUCAGGGAAACUACUGGUCCUGUCUGACCUACUGACCACUAUUCGCCACCUCAGCCCUACUGACAGGGUGGUGUUGGUGUCCAACUACACUCAGACGUUAGACCUACUCCAGGACCUGUGUGUCCACCUGGACUACACCUACUGUCGCCUGGACGGCAACACCCCCACCAUCCAGAGGCAGCGAUUGGUGGACAACUUCAACAGCCCUCACUCCGCCCACUUCCUUUUCCUCCUGAGUUCUAAAGCCGGAGGGGUGGGGCUUAACCUGAUCGGCGCCUCCCACCUGGUCCUAUACGACAUCGACUGGAACCCUGCCAACGAUAUACAGGCAAUGGCACGAGUGUGGAGAGACGGACAGAAGAAGACUGUUCACAUCUACCGCCUGCUCACUGCAGGUACCAUAGAGGAGCGUAUCUUCCAGAGGCAGGUGUCCAAACAGGGGCUUUCUGGGACAGUGGUGGACUUGGGGAAAGGGGCGGAGCACACCAGCUUCUCCUCCAAUGAGCUGCGAGAUCUCUUCAGCCUGACGGACACACCCUGUCUCACUCACGACCUGCUACACUGCAGCUGCAGUAUGGACGGAUCAGCCCCGGAAGAAGGAGAGGAUGAGGCGCCUGCGUCUGAUAGGCCGUGCCAGCUGGGUCGUCAAGGUGACCGUGGUGGGGCGGGGCAGAAGCAUCUGAGCAUGUCAGAGCUGAUGCAGUGGAGACACUUCGCAGGGGACACGCACACCUUCAGAGAUGCUUACCUGGACCACGCACAAAACCACAUCUCCUUCGCCUUCCAGUCCACCAUCUCACACACCACUCAGUAACACACACACACAACACACACACACACACAGAGGCUUUCCACAAAUGACCUCAUGCAGAGACCUUAAGAA